Molecule: messenger RNA, 531 nt
Organism: Vicia faba (fava bean)
Lineage: Eukaryota; Viridiplantae; Streptophyta; Magnoliopsida; Fabales; Fabaceae
Source: the annotation of a GenBank genome assembly
AUGGAACAAAGAAGCCAUGAAAUCAAAGGAGAACCUGAAACAACAUACCAGAACAAAGAGCUUACUAACAAUAAGAAAAUAACUGACAACCAUAAUUAUCAGUCAAAUAUCAGACAUAUGAAGCAUAAUAUUAUUAGAAAUAACCAACCCAGCAGUGCGGAUAACACCCUUACUACUCUGAAUUACAACCACACUCAAAAUCUCAACGAGCAACUUAAAGAGAAUGUCAAUAGAAAGAAUAACAUAUCAGACAACACUCCCUUCAACUACCAGGCGAGACCAAAGGACAACAUCCAAAGAGAGCCCAAAAUUUUUUUCAAGCUAUCAACUCCUCAAGCCAUAGGGAUACGAGAAACCAUCAGAUUGAAGAUAUCUCUAGGACCAACGAACAAGACCAGCGAAGAAAUCGCCACAGCUCAGAAGGGGAAGAGUCGAACAACAAUAAUAACAAGCAUCAAAACAACAUGCAUCAGAGUCAAAAUAUCAAUAACAAUCAAAAGGGAAUCAGAAGACCUAGUGGUACGAAAAUAA